AGCGGCAGUCAUGGAGGACGAACGUGCGAGCGGGGCGGAUUUUAGAGUAAAUGUCAAGUCGAAAAAAAUUGUUCGUGAUCAGCUUGAAAAGUAUAAAGACUUAUUUAAAAAGUUGCUCGAUGGCCAGUGCCAUAUUUCUCAGGAAGAUAAAGACAAACUGUUGCAAGAAAUGGUUGUGAAUUUUGAGUUCACAGUACAAGAGAAUAUAGUUAUUGGUGGCUUGUCAUGGGACGAGGCGUCAGAGGAAUAUUGUGAAGAUUAUGAGAGCACAGUAAAUGACAUUCUGGAUGAGAAGAUUGUAGAGACCGCCUGCAAACGCAGUUCUUACCCAAAACAAAUACGCAACCAGGUUGUGCGAUCGUUAAGAGCAGAGAGGAAACUUCUGGGUUUGUAUGAACAGGCAGUGAAGCCACAAGACAUAAAGCCGGACCCAGCUCAUGACACCAUCAUCAGAAAUGUAUCAGCUGCUGCACCAACAAUGUUCAAACAAGCCAGUACGGUUAUGAAGUCUCUGAAAAGUCUAAAGCAGGCAGCUGAGGGCUUGCGUCAGGUUCUUGACAUGCAGCCUUCAGCGGAGACGGUGGAAGUCUACAGAGAAGUGCUCGGCAGCUCAGUUAGAGAUGUCUGUCUAGACCUUCACCACCGACUUCCUUCUAGCAUCAAAAGAGCUGCUUCUGAUUCAGAAUACAGUGCAGACUAUGUUCCUGCUCCAAAAAUCAUCCAAAAGACUGAUGCAAAUGUAAUUUAAUGUGUAUGUGUUUGUACAUUUUUGUGGAAAUGGAGAAAGGCAGUAUGGGAGUGUAUUGAUACCUGCUACUAUAUAAGUGUUUUGUAUGCCACUUCUUACCCAUUUCAUGUAAAUAAAUAUUCUGGUCAAAAAUG
Messenger RNA from Megalobrama amblycephala (Wuchang bream), 882 nucleotides. It is a transcript of the gene nsl1, whose product is annotated as NSL1 component of MIS12 kinetochore complex. Lineage: Eukaryota; Metazoa; Chordata; Actinopteri; Cypriniformes; Xenocyprididae. Gene Ontology annotation, biological process: mitotic sister chromatid segregation. Gene Ontology annotation, cellular component: kinetochore; MIS12/MIND type complex. The transcript is spliced from 6 exons. Bases 11 to 748 code for a protein of 245 amino acids. The record is from RefSeq and is a predicted model, not a curated record.